Messenger RNA from Esox lucius (northern pike), 2692 nucleotides. It is a transcript of the gene phospho2, whose product is annotated as phosphatase, orphan 2. Gene Ontology annotation, molecular function: phosphatase activity. The transcript has 2 exons. The coding region runs from base 437 to 1168 and encodes 243 amino acids. The record is from RefSeq and is a predicted model, not a curated record. Lineage: Eukaryota; Metazoa; Chordata; Actinopteri; Esociformes; Esocidae.
AUAAAUGAAACGGAGUUCUUUAUCGAUAGUCAAACAUUGCGCCAUUUAUUGAGCUCAGAUAUACAAUUAGCUUGCUAGCUAGCCACAGAGCUAGUUCAAACAGCUAACGUUAGCUAGCUGGUAGCUGUAUGAAAUUAGUAACCUUUAGUAUUAUAGCUAGGCUAGCCAGCUUUGACGCACGCUAACUGUGUGUUAGCUUUAUAGCUAGCUGAGCAACAACAAUUCCAACAUUGACAUUCAACUCAUCAACAACAAUUUGACUAAAUUGUCAGCGGCGUCCUAUCAAGUAUUGAUUGAUGUUGGGAUCAUUGAACAUAAUUAGCGUAGUAGAAAAUACCACCAAGGAAUAACUAACAACCUGUUUGGCUUUGGCAGGUGCGUGGUUCCACUUUGCGUGCUAGCAAACCUAUGUCUUCUUUGCAGAGGAAGAAUAAUCAUGAAAACCCUGGUGGUUUUUGACUUCGACUACACCAUAGUGGACGACAACAGCGAUACCUGGGUCAUUAAGUGUGUUGCUGGUGAAUGUCUGCCAGACAUAGUCAAGAACACCUACAAGAAAGGACGCUGGACAGAGUACAUGGGGCGCGUUAUGUCUUACAUCGGAGACCAGAAGGUCAGCCCGGACGCGGUUCGCAGUGUAAUGGAGACCAUACCAUUUACUGAUGGAAUGAUGGAACUUCUCAGGUUUAUUGCAAACAAUAAAAAUGACAUUGACUGUAUCAUCAUAUCAGAUUCAAACACUGUGUUCAUCAACUGGAUCCUGCAAGCUGCUGGGAUUCAAGAUUCAGUUGAUCGUAUUUUCACCAACCCUGCCUCUUUUGACAAGCGUGGAUACUUGGAAAUAGAAUGUUACCAUUCUCACAGUUGCAGGCAGUGUCCUGUCAAUAUCUGUAAGAAGAAAGUGUUGACUGAUUUCCUAGCAGAGAAGUCAAAAGGAAAUGAGGAGUAUCAGAGAAUUUUCUAUGUAGGGGACGGGGGCAACGACUUUUGCCCCUCAAACAGUCUGAAGUCAGUUGAUGUCGUGUUCCCUAGGAAGGGGUUCACUUUAGAGAGACUGUUGUCUAGACAAAGUGCACAACAAGAGGAGGAUUCAUUGAAACCGAAAGUGAUAGGAUGGACAAGUGGGAUCGAGAUCCUAAAUGAACUGAAAUCAUCACUUCAACUGUAGGCAUAGGAUGGUUAUUGACCCUAGGCUACACUGUAAUCACUCUUUUGUUCAGUGCACUUCACAAUUCAAUGUGUAUAUAUGAAGAUAUGAUAUUAUCAAAACAAAUUGCACUUAACACUUGAUGAAUAGAUUCUUUGUGUGUACUACAUUUUAUUAUUUUACUAAUUAAGAAGCUCUUAUCCAGAACAACUUAUAGUUAGUGUUUUAAUAUAGGUGGGUCAACUGCCAAACCCGGUAGUAGUACGCCUUACUCAGUGAAGUCGCUAUCAGAAUGUCAAUGAUGUAUUGAGGGAGUUGUUUUAGAUGCUCUUUUAAAAUGUCUGGCUCUCAAAAACACUGUAACAUAAAUCCAUUGAACAGUUAAAAAAAAAUUAUCAGUUUUUUGUGUCUGCCUUGUACUUUUUUUUGAAGCAGUUCUAUGGUAAAUGUAUGCAACGUUCUGGCAUGAUUUGACCACUCCUUUUGAUUUUCCUUGCCCAAUGUAAAACCACACAGCUGCAGUGAUGUUGAGGUUGGUAGUUCUGGGGUGUUCAGUGUUAUAUUGUGAGUGUUCUGUUGAAAGACUUCAGUUUCAAGUAGAUCUUAAUUGUCUUUGCAUUAGGAUUGAUUUUAUUGCUCAAAGAUAACAUUUUACCAGACUGUCACAUAUAGCCAUUUCCUGCACGAUUUCUCAUGUUCAAAGUGCUUACUUUGAAGCCGGAUGCAUGCCAGAUCUUAUUUGAUUUCCACCUGUUCCUAUGCACAAAUCUGAGAAAAAAUCACAACACCUAAAUAGUUCAGUAAGAAAUUCAGCAGCCCAUCACCAUGACAGGCAUGAGAACGGUGGCAAAGUUCAAAUUCAGACAUUUCAACAUAGCUGGAACUGAGUCCUAUAGGAAAAACAACAUUAAAUAAUUCUAAAACAGCAUUCAAAGAUUGCAAUGUACUGCCUGUGGUGGUUAUGUGAAACAGCAUUAAUCCUCACACUGACACCUUCAGAUUACAAUUUUAUCCCCCUUAUGGUUUUGUAACGUCUAAUUCGCAAUUAUGGCCUGGCCCAGACUCAACUCCUGGAGGUGCGGAGGAGUUGUAGAUAAAGAUGUACUGUCCAUGCCAUGCCUGUCUGCUUAUAAUCACACUGCUUCCUCAGCUAAGAUGUUUUCAUUGACACAAAUACAGGGUGGAGCAUAACAUCAACCAACAACAACAAUUUAGCUUGUGUAGCUAAUGUGAAAUGGCUAUGCAGUUAGUGGUUGGAGCUGGUAACUUUUUAAUUGGUUGUGUAAUUUGCUCUGAGACUUUGAAAUAAUUAUUUGUCUUAUAUUGCAAGGCUAUGCCUUUUGGGGCACCGUUGUCAGUGUGUUUGAAGGGGCGCUGGUGUGGGGAGCUCAGACAGAGGAAGCUUGGCUGUAUUAUAAUGGUUUUAUUUGCAUCUUGGUGACCCCUGCAUAUGGUUAGUUGGGUGUUAAAGUUCCUUACUCUGAGCUUUUAUGCAAUUUUGAAGUACAUUGACAGCACAAUAUAAAAAGUGUAUUUUGCUGAAUC